Messenger RNA from Pipistrellus kuhlii (Kuhl's pipistrelle), 2024 nucleotides. RefSeq names its product transformer 2 alpha homolog (gene TRA2A). Gene Ontology annotation, molecular function: RNA binding. Lineage: Eukaryota; Metazoa; Chordata; Mammalia; Chiroptera; Vespertilionidae. The transcript has 8 exons. Gene Ontology annotation, cellular component: spliceosomal complex. Gene Ontology annotation, biological process: positive regulation of mRNA splicing, via spliceosome. The record is from RefSeq and is a predicted model, not a curated record. The coding region runs from base 170 to 1342 and encodes 390 amino acids.
GCGCCGCCGCCAUCUUGCAGGGACCUGCGGCCGAGUGGGAGCGGAGCGGGGCGGCCCUUGCUGCCGACUCUUCCCUCCUCCCGCCACGCUCCGGCCCGCGGGCUAGUUGGGCCUUCGGUCCUCGAGGCGACACGUGUGUCUUGCGUAGCUCGGGGCGCGCCUGGCCGACAUGAGUGAUGUAGAGGAGAACAACUUCGAGGGCAGAGAGUCUCGCUCUCAGUCAAAAUCUCCAACGGGAACUCCUGCUCGUGUAAAAUCGGAGAGCAGGUCAGGAUCUCGUAGUCCAUCAAGGGUUUCCAAACAUUCUGAAUCCCAUUCUCGAUCAAGAUCAAAAUCCAGGUCGAGGUCAAGGAGGCAUUCUCAUAGACGUUACAGCCGAUCCAGAUCCCAUUCUCACUCUCAUAGGAGACGAUCUCGAAGUAGGUCAUACACACUAGAAUACCGGCGUCGAAGGAGCCGAACUCAUUCUCCAAUGUCUAACCGGAGAAGACAUACAGGCAGCAGGGCAAAUCCAGAUCCCAACACUUGUCUGGGAGUGUUUGGCCUCAGUUUGUAUACAACAGAGAGAGAUCUUCGUGAAGUAUUUUCUCGAUAUGGACCCUUGAGUGGUGUCAAUGUGGUUUAUGAUCAGCGAACUGGGCGCUCACGAGGAUUUGCUUUUGUCUAUUUUGAAAGAAUAGAUGACUCGAAGGAGGCUAUGGAAAGGGCAAAUGGAAUGGAGCUGGAUGGUAGAAGAAUUCGUGUGGACUAUUCUAUCACCAAGAGAGCACACACACCUACCCCAGGCAUCUACAUGGGCAGACCAACUCAUAGUGGUGGUGGUGGAGGCGGAGGCGGCGGCGGUGGUGGCGGCGGAGGAGGAGGAGGCGGCGGCAGACGUCGAGAUUCUUACUAUGAAAGAGGAUAUGAGCGUGGUUAUGACAGAUAUGAAGACUACGAUUACCGAUACAGAAGAAGAUCACCUUCUCCUUACUAUAGCCGAUACAGAUCACGAUCCAGAUCUCGUUCCUACAGCCCAAGUAAGUCCUCUGCUUCUGUAGCUUUGUUUCUAAUCAUUAGUUUUAGAAAAUUAGAGUGUAUGGUGACUCUUACUGUAUACAAGCCAAACUAUAAUUGUCAUUUUAACUUUUUUUCUCUCUCUUUCAGGACGCUAUUGAUGAAGAGAAUAAUUACAUUUGAGGAUAUCUUUUUCUCUCGUUGUUUAAUUCUGGAUUUCCCUGAUCUUCUAAUCCUUCCUACUUACAAAGAACCCAGAAAAAAAAUCUUUGGUUUAUUUAGCGUCUACACUUUGUCAAUUGCAUUGGUGUUUUCCACCCCUUUUAUUAUACUCUUAAAGAUCUAAUUGUCAUUUUGAGUAGUUAAAACAUCGUUAGUAAAAAAAAAAAAAAAAAAGGAAUCCCCAUUGUUACACUUUGGGUUUGUUUAUUUUGUUUUUGCUUUUAUAGAAAAUUAACUUCUGGCUAAUCAAAAGAGGAAAGAAAUGAUCUUUUUAAAGCUUCCUUUUUGUUAGAUACUAUAUUAGAAAUCUACAUUUGUGACAAAAUCCUUUUUUAACUUUUUUUUGGAGAAAAUAGUAACACAUAAAACAGUGCAGUCAUGUCAGGUUUGUCUGGGGUGGCACAGAGCAGUUAAAUAGUUGAGGUAGAAAGUUUGAAGCUAUAAAACAGUUGAUCAUUUCUUUUGAAAACGAAAAUUUAGAACCUUAAAAGGGGCAUCUUUUUUUUCCUUUUUUUUAGAAAUGGAACGCUUGUGGGCUCCUGUAAAACAUUGUAUUUAAACUACAUCUGUUAAGCCUUACAAGCUUCAGUGUGGUUUUUUGUGUGUUGAACUUACUGAAAUUUAAAUAUUCUCCUAAUUAGUGAAGGAUUGCCCUUAUUAUUUAUUACUUAGAGCAAUUGUGUGCUUUGCUGUUGGAAAUCUUGGGUGCGGGGCAGUGGUUAAGCAGGCUGUUUGUAGGUUAGAGUCCUAGAGGAUACGUGUGGGGAAAAGUCACCUCCUUUCAAAUAAAGGUUAAAUUGCUUUGA